This is a messenger RNA of Contarinia nasturtii (swede midge), 1203 nucleotides long. RefSeq lists its product as uncharacterized. The transcript has 5 exons. The coding region runs from base 252 to 1055 and encodes 267 amino acids. The record is from RefSeq and is a predicted model, not a curated record. NCBI's taxonomy places the organism in Eukaryota, Metazoa, Arthropoda, Insecta, Diptera, Cecidomyiidae.
UCAUUUGUCACUUAAAAGUAGUACAAGCCAUUAGUGAAAGAUUAUAACGAGAUCGGGUUUGUACAUGCGCAUAGCGAUUUCAGUAAGUUAUGGAACUUGCGUUCUGUUAAAACGUUCAAGAAAGUUUGUGAUUGUUUCUGUUUUACUUUUAUUAAUAUAAAUUCAAAAUCUCGCUGGUUUUUUGCAAAGUGUCUUUUAAAAUAAUUUGUGAGAAAAAUAUUCUAGUUAACCGUUCAAAUUAAAUCAAAAACAUGAAGAAGAUACUUGUGACAAUCUUAGUAACGAAUAUUAUUGCGUUAUGUAUGUCAGCCAGUAUAAUUGAUUUUAUAUCCGGUUCGGAGAGUCGACAAAGUGAUGCUGGUUCAAAAAAUUGUAUUUGUAAAGAUCUUUCAUGCAUUUGUUGUUUAGAUUUUAAUAUUUCAUUUAUCGAUCUUGGCGGUCCAGGAUGUGUACGAUUGAACUAUCUAUCACCUGAGGAAGGAAUUGCUUUGAAUGUGUCUUAUGGUGAGAGUCUACUGCAUAAUGAAGUUGUUAAAGGCCCAGAUCCACCACCAACUUGUUUGAACAUUUUUGCCCAGCUGGCUCAAAUGUGUGCACGAUUCAAAGGGCUGAUGCCAACCGACGAUGGUAUGAAAGGUUGUGUGAGCUUGGAACCAAUGCUUUUGGGGGAACCCCAACUAGACUUACCAAUUGGAUGUUUUCGAAUGUCGCCGCGUGGCAUGGAAAUUAUUCAAUCACCAACUGAAAUAAUAAACGAACAAAAGCCACAAGAGACUGAAAAAGAUGGAAACAGUACGAGCGAAGAGAAUGAAGGUCCAGAUUCAUUAGCUGGAUAUACGGCCGAAGAUAUUUUGGCUGCUGUAAAUGAGUCAGCUGAACAAGGUAUUGCUUUAAUAAGUAAUUGGCUUGGUCUAUCGCCAAAUGCAACCGACGAAUCAAAUGCCGAUGCAAACAGUAUAACACAGCCACCUCAAGCACAACCACAAUAUGUAACUGAAGCCAAUCAUUAUGCACAAGAUUCAUCAAACAAUGGCCAUGUGGUAUUUGGCUCUUAAUCCCAUGUUCAAUAAAUUAUUCCCCAAUAUUGCUCGCACUUAAUUUAUUAUUAAUCUUAAGAAUAACUGCAUUGCAUGAGAGAUUUAUCAUCAUUGUUGAAAUUAUAAAUAUUUAAAUAAACAUUAUAAAAAUGGACACACGAUUGUA